Lolium perenne is the source of this 1398-nucleotide messenger RNA. Its product is annotated as probable nucleolar protein 5-2. Gene Ontology annotation, molecular function: snoRNA binding. Gene Ontology annotation, cellular component: small-subunit processome; box C/D methylation guide snoRNP complex. NCBI's taxonomy places the organism in Eukaryota, Viridiplantae, Streptophyta, Magnoliopsida, Poales, Poaceae. The record is from RefSeq and is a predicted model, not a curated record.
CACGGCCGCAACUCCCAUCGAAAUCUCAUACUCAACCUUGAUGGGGCGUAAGGCGAAGGCGGCGGCGGCGGCGGCGGCGGCGGCGGCGAUUGCCGGUACUGAGUCAGCCUUCGGCCGUCAUCUUUCGAGCCCAGGAUCAUCCACGGUGAGGAAGCGGCUACGCGAUUCCUCGGAAAAUCUUCCUACUCAUUUUUCGAUCCCAGGAUCAUCCACGUUGUGGAAGCGGCUACUCGAUUCCUCGGAAAAUCCUCCUACUCCGGCGGGGUCAAUACGCCACACAGAUCCCAGCUUGGCCAAGGAAAUCUUGGUGCUGUUUGAGACGCCCUCUGGCUUCGCAAUUUUCUCUUUGAAGUACGACCUCAACCAACCAGACGUGAUGAAGAAAAUCUGGGCAAUCUUUGUCAAGGAUUAUAGGUCACGAAAGCACGUUUGCCUGAAAGAGUUUCAAAAGUUCAAGGACAAGUCCAGUGCGUUUAAUCGUGGUACUGCUGCCAAUAAGGAGCUUGCUGAGAUGAUAUUGCGCCAUCACCGCCCUGGUCAGGCAUUGGCUGUUGGAAAACCUGAAUAUAAAAGAUUCAUUGAAACAAGCCUGCAGGAUGUGCCUUGCCUCUUCAAUGAAACUGUGAUGGAGGUGAUGUGGGGCCUGGAGAAUCUCAUGCAUAGUUUAGUUCCCCAAGAAGAAGUGAAGCUGACGAAGGAGGACCGCCUGCCAAUAUGCCAAGGAAUAAAAAUAUUCCUGAAUCAUCAUGGCUUUGAUGUCAAACCAGAGAUGGUUAGUUCACAGGUUAAUGAGAAGGUGCUUGUGACAGCAUGCAUAUUGGUUGAUGCUGAAUUGAUUGAAGAUACAAAUACUAAAACCUUGCGCUGGGCUGCUGGCAAGCUGAAGGAUGUGUCUGGCAUUAACACAAAUGACUGGACCAAUCUGAAGAUAGUAAAGGCUCUGAAGAUCAUCUUUGAACCUAUUUUAACAACUCUAGCUGAAAUGGAGAUGUUCGCUCCAAAAGAGUUAGAAACCUUGUUGAGGGAUGAAGAUAAGUAUGACGACCUGAUUAUUCAGGACACUAUCCUGAACAUCGACCUUGAACUUGCGCAGGCAAGUCAGCUUAAGAAAAAUGCCAUGAGAAACCUGGCAACCUUGCUUAGCUAGCUGAAUAAAGCAUGCGAGGAGAAGCAGAUUCUAUAUAUCUAUAUAUGAAAAAAAAAGGUGAUUUGGAAAUCUGAUUCCUGGGUGGCGAGGCUGCCAUGCACAUCCCGGAUCAAAGUGUUGGACAUGUAUGUUUGUGGAUUAGUACUGUAUACUCUGGAAACUCGCUAUAAUUCGACUAGAGUCUUAAUUCUAUUUUGAAUUUUCUCUACUGUUCAAUCUGUUAAAACUCCAGAUCAAAGGAGUAUUACAAA